Molecule: messenger RNA, 1019 nt
Organism: Neltuma alba
Lineage: Eukaryota; Viridiplantae; Streptophyta; Magnoliopsida; Fabales; Fabaceae
Product: chromosome segregation in meiosis protein 3
Exons: 5
Coding region: 23-808 (261 amino acids)
Biological process (GO): DNA damage response; replication fork processing; DNA replication checkpoint signaling
Cellular component (GO): replication fork protection complex; nucleus
Molecular function (GO): zinc ion binding; DNA binding
Source: RefSeq, a predicted model, not a curated record
AAAAUCGAAAGGCAAGAGUGAAAUGGAGGCGGCCCCAACAGGAUGCUACAAGUGUGGCCGACCAGGCCACUGGUCGCGUGAUUGCCCCUUUUCUCCUUCAAACCCUGAUUCAUCUUCCUCUCACAAGCCUACUCCCGCUGGCGAUGGAACCCCUUCCGUUCGCAAGCCGGCCGAUAAGCCCAAGAAGCUCCCAAGAUCCAGGCCUAAACUCACCCCUGAUCUUCUUCUCUCCGAUGACGGCCUUGGUUAUGUUCUUCGCUAUUUCCCUCGCGCUUUCAAGUACCGUGGCCGCGGGAAUGAGGUUCGUGAUCUGGGUAACCUUCUUGAGUUAUACUGUGAAUGGCACUCUCGCUUGCUCCCCUAUUACUCAUUCAAUCAAUUUGUUCACAAAGUGGAGCAAGUUGGUGCUACGAAGCGUGUUAAGACUUGCCUCAGGGAAUUGAGAGAAAGAGUUGCUAAUGGUGGGGAUCCAACAAGGCUGCGUGAACACCCAGUUGAGCAUGAUUUUCCGGCUGAUAACGCUGAAACUGGGGAAGCCAGUCAUCAAGAGGGAGACGUAUUUCCAGAAUCCCAAAAUGCUGAGAACACUGAAGAAGAUAUUCUUAACGAAGUUUUCGAAGAGGCUACUGCAGAACCUUCUCAGUUCAUAGAUUCCAUCGCGGAAACAUCAAAUGGAGUUUCAAAUAGCGGAACCAAAACUUCUGGCAAAGCUGAAAUAACAGAAGAGCAGAGGACUCGUAUGGAAGCAAAUAGGUUGAAGGCUCUAGAAAGGCGCGCUGCUCGAGCCCCCUCAUCACAGGCCACCUGACUCAAACAUCCCUUGUAAAUGGAGACCUUUUUUCCCAUUUUUCCUAUUACGUGGUGUGCAAAACAUGCUUGUUGCCCAUGGAGUCACAUUUAUGCCUCGGGUUAUGUGCUUAUCUAGAACAACAAUUUCGAACGAAGAUAUGGCUGUAUUUUCAUUUGCUACCUAAUGUAACAGCCUCUAGAAAAUGUUAAUAGUGCGUCCAGUUUCGCAA